Molecule: messenger RNA, 3987 nt
Organism: Oryctolagus cuniculus (rabbit)
Lineage: Eukaryota; Metazoa; Chordata; Mammalia; Lagomorpha; Leporidae
Source: RefSeq, a predicted model, not a curated record
UGCCGGAAGCCAUGUGGCCCUGGCACAGCCUCAAGGUUGUCACCUGCUAAGUGGACUGUGGGAGUUAAUAACAGGUUGUUGAGAGGAGGAGGUGGUCUUCGCACCCUCACCCAGGCAGUCAUCUCAGUUCCCUACCUGAAUCACCUGCAGACCCCUGCUGGCACCCACUCCACCCUGGGAAAACCACAGGAAGUGCAGAGCCAGCAAGGCGAGCCUGGCUGCUUCCACCCAAUCUGGCAGACUCCUCCCACUGAGUCACCUUCUACACCGCACAGUCAGCACAGAGUGUUCUUUGCUCUCGGCUGGUGGAGAAUGGGUGAGAUAGAGGGGACAUACAGAGUCCUGCAGGCAGCAGGGACACGCCUGGGCACCCAGACCCCCUUGGGAGUUAGCACCCUUGAGCCUGGACAGAGGCUCCCACCCAGGAUGCAGGAGAAGCACCUGCACGUCAGAGUGAAGCUGCUGGACAGCACCGUGGAGGUGUUUGACAUUGAGCCCAAGUGUGACGGCCAGACCUUGCUGACCCAGGUGUGGACGCGCUUGAACCUGAUAGAGAGCGACUACUUCGGGUUAGAGUUUCAGCGCGUCCAGUGCUGCUGGAUCUGGCUGGAGCCCACGAAGCCCUUCGCCAGGCAAGUGCGAAGGCCAAAGAACACGGUGCUUCGCCUGGCUGUGAAGUUUUUCCCACCGGACCCUGGUCAGCUGCAAGAAGAGUACACGAGGUACUUAUUUGCCCUGCAGCUCAAGAGGGACCUCCUGGAGGAGCGUCUGGUCUGUGCCGACACCACCGCAGCUCUCCUCACAUCCCACCUUCUGCAGUCUGAGAUUGGAGAUUGCGACGAAACCCUGGCCCGAGAGCACCUGAAGGCCAGCGAGUACCUGCCCAGCCAGGGCCGCUGCCUCGACAAGAUUCUGGAACUGCAUCGGAAGCACACGGGCCAGACGCCUGCAGAGUCGGACUUCCAGGUGCUGGAGAUCGCCCGAAAGCUGGAGCUGUACGGCAUCAGAUUUCACAGGGCCUCCGACAAGGAGGGGACCAAGAUUAACCUGGCUGUCUCCCACAUGGGCAUCCUCGUGUUCCAGGGCACCACCAAGAUCAACACGUUCAACUGGUCCAAGGUUCGCAAACUAAGCUUCAGGAGGAAGCGGUUCCUCAUCAAACUCCACCCAGAGGUGCACGGGCCCUACCAGGACACGCUGGAGUUCCUGCUGGGGACCAGAGACGAGUGCAAGAGCUUCUGGAAGCUCUGUGUGGAGCACCACGCCUUUUUCAGGCUCGCUGACCAGCCGAAGCCCAAAGCGAAAGCCGUGUUCUUCACCCGGGGCUCCUCCUUCAGAUACAGUGGGAGAACUCAGAAGCAGCUCGUGGACUACGUUAGAGACGGAGGGGUGAGGAGAGCCCGGUACGACAGAAGGCACAGUGCAACACGGGUGUCUGUGCGUGCUUUGACUGCAGACCUGCCGAGACAGAGCAUCUCGUUCACCGAGGGCGUGAGGACGUCUGCCUCGCUCUCUUCAGCAAGCGCCUCCUUUGGCCGGCUCCCGACCUCCCCCGUCACCCCUCCCGCCCAGCCUGAGCUCACGGAUGGCAGCAGUGCCCUGGCGGAUCCCCAGGCUCCCCAGGGCAGGAGUCCCGCGGCAGAGAGGAGCUGUGGAGCAGCGGCCCACGGCCUGGAUGCACCAUCGGCCCAGCCCCCGGGGCCCCCCGCACUGCAGCCUGGUCCAGGCCUUGCAGCGGACAGCCCUCAGCCGUCUCCCUCCAGCCGGAAGAGCCAGCUGAGCCUGAGCCCCACGCUCGAGGUGACUCUGGGCCCCGCUGAGCACAGCGUGUCCCCCCUCCUGAGCCCUGUCCUUAGCGACGCCGGAGCUAGAAUGGACUUCGAGGAUGAGCCGAGGCACAAGCGCCUGCCGGAAGACAAGGCCUAUUUCAUGGUGAAGGAGCUCCUUGCCACCGAGCGCACCUACCUGAAGGAUCUGGAGGUCCUCACUGUGUGGUUCCGCAGUGCCCUGGCCAAGGAGGACGCCAUGCCUGCAUUCCUGAAGGCCCUGCUCUUCUCCAGCAUCGACCCGGUCUACGAGUUCCACAGGGCCUUCCUGCGAGAGGUGGAGCAGCGGCUGGCGCUCUGGGAAGGACCCUCCAGUGCUCACGGGAAAGGCGGCCACCAGCGCAUAGGGGACAUCUUGCUCAGGAACAUGCGUCAGCUAAAGGAGUUCACCAGCUGCUUCCAGAGACACGAUGAAGUCCUGGCCGCGCUGGAGCAGGCCACCCGGCGCUGUCGGAGGCUGGAGGCCGUGUGCAGAGAGUUCGAGCUGCAGAAGGUCUGCUACCUGCCGCUCAGCGCGUUCCUGCUGAAGCCCAGCCAGCGCCUGGUGCACCUGCGCCUGCUGCUGCGCCGGCUGUGCAGCCACUACCCGCCCGGGCACCACGACUACGCCGACUGCCGCGACGCCCUCCAGGCCAUCUCCGAGGUGACUGCGGCGCUCCAGCACAGCCUGGCGCGGCUCCAGAACCUGCAGAAGCUGGUGGAGCUGCAGCGGGCCCUGGUCGGCAUGGAGAACCUCGCCGCUCCGGGCAGGGAGCUCAUCCGCGAGGGCUGCCUCCACGAGCUCACCAGGAAGGGACCACAGCAGAGGAUGUUCUUCCUGUUCUCAGAUAUGUUGCUGUAUACAAGCAAAGGUGUCACCGGGAGCAGCCACUUCCGGAUACGGGGCCUCCUUCCGCUCCGUGGCAUGCUGGUGGAGGAGGCCGAGAGCCAGUGGCCGGGCCCACACUGCUUCACCAUCUACGCGGCUCGGAAGACAGUCGUGGUGGCGGCCAGCACCCGGCUGGAAAAGGACAAGUGGAUGCAGGACCUCAACGCUGCGAUCCAAGCAGCCCAGAGCGGCGGUGGCGACACGGCCCCGGUGCUGCCGGCUGGCACCCUGUGCACUCAAGCAUGCCGUGAGUCCUGGCCGGCUCCCCUCCCAGGAGACCCCCACUGCUCCAGGACUCGUCAGCGGCUCAGCUCCCGGCCACCUGACGAGGUCUCCGCGGAACACGAGUCACAAGCAGCAGCUCUGGGCGCUCAGGGCUCCCUGGAGGGGCGGAGCCCACACCGGGCCAACACCACGGAGCACGUGUGCUGGUACCGGAACACAAGUGUGUCCAGAGCCGACCACAGCGCUGCCGUGGAGAACCAGCUCUCGGGGUACCUGCUGCGCAAGUUCAAGAACAGCAGUGGCUGGCAGAAGCUCUGGGUCGUCGUCACGAACUUCUGCCUGUUCUUCUACAAAACUCACCAGGACGACCACCCUCUGGCCAGCCUCCCGCUCCUGGGCUACAGCGUGAGUGUCCCCAGGGAGGCCGAUGGCAUCCACAAAGACUACGUCUUCAAGCUCCAGUUCAAGUCCCACGUCUACUUCUUCCGAGCCGAGAGCAAGUACACGUUUGAGAGGUGGAUGGAAGUGAUCGAGAGCGCCAGCAGCUCGCCCGGGAGACCCCCAAGCCUCGUGCAGGACAGCCCAGCUGGGGGCAGGGAGGCCUGACUGCACCCUGCCUGGACGAGGACGCCUGCAGAGAGGUGGCCACCGCACUGAGUCACAGUGAGCACCAACAGCAUGGGGGGAGCUCACAGCCACCUCUGGGGAGGCUCUGCCCCACCAAAACCCCCUGGGGCACCUAGAGGACAGGCACAUGCCCGUCUCAGCACGGCCCUCCCGCCCUGUCCACUCCCCAGGGCAGGGCUCCCGUUGAGGACUGGCCUCAGACAAAUCCUGGGGCAGGCAGCCCCACAGUCCAGCUCCAGCCGGCCUCCGACAAGCACUGCACUCAGGCCUGCUGGCCACGGGGCAGGGACUUCUAUCCCUGGGAGGGGCUGAGAGUUCUGCCCACUCAGUCCCACGUCAAGCCUGGGCCUGGUUGAGGCAGGGCCUGCGCAGAACCCAGAGUGCCCCAUGGCCUCCAACCCACGGGCACUCACACCGCUCAGCCACUGGAAGCCGACGUGG